AUGUCUGACGAAACGACCCCGACUCAGGAAACAUCGGGGUCGACUCGGACAGCGGACGCCUCGGACACGCAGACAGCGAAGGACUGCGUCAAGUCCGUCUUCAAGAUCCAGCACGCAGCCAUCAUCGAGGCACAAGCCGCUGAGGAUCGCCGACAAGCCCUAGAGGACCGCCGUACGGACCGACAAAUUCUCAUUUCCGCUCACCAGUCCAACGCCGCCCGCAUCGCCCGCUUAGAAGACCUCCUCCUAGCGAUGAACAUCAAAAACAAAGCGAAUGCCCAUCCGGUACAGCCCGCCCCGGGCCGAGUUGACCUGCAGAAGUUCCGUACUACGCGAGCAGGCACGCUGCAAAGCCUCUUCAACUUCGAUGCCGUGGCGAGUGCAAGACUCGGGGACCUACAACUAGCACAAUUCUUGGUUUACGGGUUGACAGAUGCUUUUCAGGAUCGAAUCAACGAACGACAGCUCCUCGAGACGGUCCCAUUUGCCUAUGGCCCGUUUGAGAAGCAGGCUAAUGCGUCCUUCCUUGCACUGCAACGCCCUGCCGGAACACCAGCCUCGCUCCAUCCACCGUCGAAUACAUCACCAAAUCUAUCCCGGGACGAAUUUAUCUGGCGGGUACAUUCUUUCCUCGACUCACGAGGCCUCUGCCACUUCUGCAAGAAGCACUGCGGCAAUGUGAACGGUGGUUGCCCAGGACCUCUAAAUAGAGCCCAUGUCGACAUCCCGGCUAACUAUCAAGCCCCCACAAAACUGGCCGACUACUCAGCCCCACGCGCUUGGAGUAGCCCAUCCGGCCCAUCACCCACCCCGGGAAAACCCACUCAACCUCCCGCGGGUCAACCUUCAACCCGUGCCGCAAGCGUCGCAGGCGUUACAGACGUCACACCUCUUGAAGCCCAAGUCUCGGCGCUACAACUGGAUGCAGCAAUACGGGAUGACGGCCGUUGGGACACAUACUUCGACGACGAAGGUUGCUAUCCUAGUAUGGAACCGGCCGCUGUGGCGGCACUCGAGGAUCUUGACAAGCAACUCCUCGCAAACGAGAUUGAAAAGGCCGACCUAGCAGACGCUAUAGCUGGUCGCCCGGGACGCGCUUGA
Puccinia graminis f. sp. tritici CRL 75-36-700-3 is the source of this 1101-nucleotide messenger RNA. RefSeq lists its product as uncharacterized. The transcript has 2 exons. The record is from RefSeq and is a predicted model, not a curated record. Lineage: Eukaryota; Fungi; Basidiomycota; Pucciniomycetes; Pucciniales; Pucciniaceae. Bases 1 to 1101 code for a protein of 366 amino acids.